AUUCUUAUCAUGCUUUCGAUUUUUUUUUAUUUUUUAGAAAUGUCUGGGACAUUUGAAAAUAUAGAAUCUCAAUUAAGUGAGCUCGAUGUGCUGCAGAGUAUUUACCCAAAUGAAGAUGAAAUUGUCAUCCAGGAUUAUCUUAUUUUCUCAAUGAUGAAGGAAUACAUUGAGUCUGGAGGAAAAAGUCCUCCACCUGGAAAAAGUUUACCAUUGCGGUUAAAUUUGAAAAUUGACAACCCGAAAUGUUUUGUUUAUGUUGAUUGUCUCGUACCAGGGGAAUACCCAGGUUCAAAACUGCCGGAAAUUUCUGUAAGGUGUGACAGCAUGACUAGGCAGAAUCAGCGGGAAUUAAAUGAUGACUUGCAGAAAUUUACGAAGGAAUUACUCCAAGGUGAAACUUGUUUGUACCAAGUUUUCGACUGGGUUGGAGAAAAUGUUAAAGGUUAUUUUCAAGUUUCUGAAGAGAAAGAUGUCGCUGUAGUGGCUAAAAAAGAAGAAGUUUUCAUUUUCACGAGGUUAUGGAUUUACAGUCAUCAUAUUUAUAAUAAGAAUAAGAGAAGAGAUAUAUUGGAGUGGGGGAAGGAGCUACAACUCACCGGGUUCAGCAUGCCGGGGAAACCUGGUGUUGUGUGCGCUGAGGGAGAGGAUAAACAAUGUGAAGAAUACUGGAGAAGAUUGCGCAAUUUAAACUGGAAGCGGAUUAACAUCGCUCAUAAAGAGACCGUGACUUUAAAUAACCCAACGGAGGAUGAAAUUAUGGGGUUAAGGAAGUUUAAAAGUGGGUUGAAUGAAAUUAAUUUUGACGCGCAUCAGAACGCAGGGCGGAACUAUCACAUGGAUCUUGGGAAGUUCUUUGAUUAUUUGAGCGAGCACGAUUGCAAGGAGAUGUUCCAUAUGUUGUUUGGGGUGGAAGGGAGAUCAACGAGUUGAUUCAUAUUAUGGAUGUGAAAUACUGGUGCCAUUAAUUACAUACCACCUAUAGAUGCCAAAUCAUUGAUUUACAAUACGAACAUUACAUUAAAAUAAUAUAUAUGUUAUAAAGACCCUAAACCGAUAAUAUAAUAAUUUGUCCACUAUCAACUUUAGGCGCCAAAAAUCAUGUGAUUUUUUUUAUACCUUUUCAAUACAAACAUAAACAGCCCAUAUAUAAUACAUGAUACAUUUGUCUUCAUUUUAUAUAUUUUCGCUUAAAAUCUAAAAUCUAUUUAACCUUUACCAUCCAAGAUGGUUUUUGUUUUCACCAAAUUUUAAAAUGAAGGCAAUUGUGCCAUGUUAUAUAUCGGUUGUUAUGGUUGUAUUGAAACUGAAUAGUGAAUAUGAAACCGCUUGUUUUUGUGCAUUUGUGUAAUUUCACUUUUGUUGCAAUAAGUUAUAUUUUUAUAUUAUUUUAAUUCAUGCUGGUUUUGGGUUUUAACUUUGCACUUCAUAG
Messenger RNA from Ciona intestinalis (vase tunicate), 1429 nucleotides. Its product is annotated as RWD domain-containing protein 2B-like. The record is from RefSeq and is a predicted model, not a curated record. Gene Ontology annotation, molecular function: protein binding. NCBI's taxonomy places the organism in Eukaryota, Metazoa, Chordata, Ascidiacea, Phlebobranchia, Cionidae.